CUUGGGCAGAAGGUCUCCAAAACGGAAGCAAGAACCAUGUCUUUGACUGAGGAGCAGUACUUGCAGAUGACUCCUUAUUGGUGCCUCGGGCAUCAAGAGUGCUGGCGACAGAUGGUGCACAAGUGGUGCUCGGACGAGUGGGAGGAGUCGCACCACGCUUGUCGGGAGCGGCGUUUGAUGAUGCCAGGUGCACCACACCAUCAAGGCAGUCGCAGCCUCAGCGGAUACGCCGAAGCAUGGUCGUCGUCACAUGGUGGCCAGCCUUGCUCCCUCUUUCAGGCAUAUGCUAUGUCCCACAAGGGCAAGGCGACGUCUGACGUCAGAUACAACCCGGAGGACGGGCCCGAGGCAUACAGCAACCCGAUGGCCCACGCCCGCCUCAGUGCGUACUCAGCGAUGGCAAGGGAUGUGCAUGGUCCAGAGUUUGAUCCGGCCACCGAGGAUCUUGAUGGAGAAGUUGUUAUGAGGGUUGGAGGAGGUAAGCAUCAUGGGCGGUAUUGGCUUGCCGACGGCGCAAUUGACUCGUCCUCUACUCCUAGUCUAUCUCAGAUUAGAGCAAGAAGCACGAGUGCGAGCCCAGUCAUACGACCUCGGCAGGACACUUCACAGUACCGCAUACAGGCACUUCAGGCCCAAUUAGAAGAAGAGAGGAGGCUACGUGUGGAGAACGAGCAGAGGAUGAGGGACAUGUUUGCCUACAUGCAGACUCUUGGCGCCGCAGCGGGUGUAUCUCCACCACCUUCGUUGUUCGCUUCACCUCUGCGGCCUUCUGCUGAGUUUUCUACUCCUAAUCAAUCGGCGGCCUCAAACUCCCCUUAUGUUUCUCCAAGUCAGCCGGGUUGGCGUCCUUCGUGAUGAUUUUUAUCACUUAUCUUAUUUCUGUGGACAUCUU
Messenger RNA from Panicum hallii, 892 nucleotides. RefSeq lists its product as uncharacterized. Bases 37 to 855 code for a protein of 272 amino acids. The transcript is spliced from 5 exons. Lineage: Eukaryota; Viridiplantae; Streptophyta; Magnoliopsida; Poales; Poaceae. Gene Ontology annotation, biological process: transposition. The record is from RefSeq and is a predicted model, not a curated record.